This is a messenger RNA of Micromonas commoda, 2724 nucleotides long. RefSeq lists its product with no specific name. The coding region runs from base 1 to 2724 and encodes 907 amino acids. Gene Ontology annotation, cellular component: membrane. The record is from RefSeq and is a predicted model, not a curated record. Gene Ontology annotation, molecular function: sulfotransferase activity. NCBI's taxonomy places the organism in Eukaryota, Viridiplantae, Chlorophyta, Mamiellophyceae, Mamiellales, Mamiellaceae. The transcript is spliced from 2 exons.
AUGGCGACCACGGGCGACGCGAGGGAGGCGGAGCCCCUCCUGGGAGGGGGCGAUACGGGCGCGCCCGCGUCGUGGUGGCCCAGGGGUCGCGUCGGGGCCCUGGUCGCCGGCGCGAUGUUGGUGCUCCUCGGGUUGUGCGCGGGUUCCGCGGUCGGACCGAUGCCCACGGGGCUCUCCCGGCUGGGCGACGACGACGCGGCCCCCGCGCCGACGUACCCGGCCGCGGAGGAACCGCCGCUGUUGGACCCCUUGGUAUCGUUCAACACGCCGCGGUGUCGACAGACGCGCGCGUCGCUCGCGCGGGUGACCAACCACGACGGCGACGUCGUGGUCAUCCCCGAGCUCCGCGCGGUGUACGUCGACAUCGUCAAGGCCGCGUCCGAGUCCAUUCGCUCGGCGCUCGAGGACAACUUCCACGCCAGCUGGAGCGCGGAUUUGGGACAGUACAAGCAUCCGGUCACCGGUAGACCGCAAAGGAGCAGCACGUCCUACCUCACCGACGACGUGCUCGCCAACUACACCUUCUUCACCUUCGUCAGGGACCCCAACACCCGGUUCCGGUCGUCGUACGAGCAAGCCAUCUGCAGGGAGCGAUGCACGCUGUGCACCGCGAGGGGCGCGGGUACCAUGUACACGCCGACGAUCGCCGAGAUCACCGCCUUUUUACAGGGAAGGUUGAUGCAUUUCUACGGCGACAUCGCGCUGAGGGGUGAGAGGUCGGAUGAGAUUACGCUGCAGGAGGCGUGGGUGGACGAGCACUUCGAGUCACAGAUUCUUCGGCUGAGCGGCGCGACCAAGGAUGGCACGCCGGUGCCUUUGAACUUCGUGGGGCGGGUGGAGAGCUUCGAGCACGAUUGGGCGCGACUCAUGGACCACCUCGGAGUCAAGGAAGGGGACCCGCGGCGGGUCACGCCGGGUCACCAGGAGCACGCGUGCGACAUCCCGGAGCGAGGUAAGGUCGUGCAGAGGCAGCGCGCGUCGCCGGUGACCACGCUGGAGAAGGUGGCAGUCGCGGCGCUGUACCACGACGACUUCGAGUGCCUGGGGAUCAUGGCGUCCUGGAAGGAUGGACUCGAGGGUCUUCGCGAAAGAAAUGUGACAGAGCUCGCAUGCGUCAUGAUGUCCUCCCAGAAGCCCCCGUACUCCGCGGAGGUCCUGGAGGAGGCGCGCAAGUCCGCGAGGAAGGUGGAGGGCGGGUUCGCGAGCAGGAGCAAGCACGCGAAGGAGUACGCGGCCAAGGUGGCUGCGAAGAAGGGCGACCUGGUCAAGAAGAUCGUCAAGGUGAUGCCCGAGGGAGUGCAGAAGGAACACUACCAGGAGGCGAUCGCCACCGCGGCGAUGAUCGACAAGGCGGCGGCCGAGGCGGAAGCCCAGGCGAAGACCGAGGUGAAGCCGGAGGUGAAGGUCGAGGUGAAGCCGGAGGUGAAGGUCGAGGUGAAGCCGGAGGUGGAGACGGAGGCCAAGCCCAUGGACGUUGACCCACCGUCGCAGCAGCCUUCGUCCCAGGGUACCAUCCUUCGGCAGCCGUCCGACACCGCCGCGGCGAUGGCGCAGGUCGAGAAGGAGCCCCUCAUCAAGACGAUCCUUCGAAGAGUUCUGGAACGCCACGAGAUCAAGUACCACCUCUCAACGCUCGAGCUCGACGCCAAGAGGAAGUACUCGGCCAAAGCCGCGUCCGCGGUAUCUCACGCGAUGAAAAAGUACAACGAGCACGUGGAGGCGAGGAACGCGAAGCUUCCACCCGCGCAGCGCAAGCCGGGCCUGGGAGAAGCGGCGCUCGUCGAGCACAUCACCUCGCAGGCGCACAAGAUGUUGCUCGCCAAGUUGAAGGAGGCGGCCGAGCCCAAGAAGGAGGAGCCCCCCGCCGCGCCCAAGCCCGGCGACGCGUCGUUCGUGCCCGCCGCGCGUCCCCCCGGGAUGGAGGGCAAGAGCUUCGACGACCUCGUCCAGUACUGGAAACGGCUCGGCGAGCUCCGGGUCGCGUACCUGCCCCGGGUCAGGCAGACCCUCCCGAUGCUCCAGAAGUACAGCAGGGGCGUCGGUCAGGUGGCGGCAAACGCGGAAAACUUCGCGAAGAUGACCGAACACACGCUGAUUCCACUGCUGUCGCAGACGGCGGAUGAGCCGAUGAUGACGGCCAAGUUCACCAUGGACGAGCUGGCGGCGCUCGAGGGACACGUGAAGAAACUGGUGGCACUCGCGGGUGGCCGCGGGGUGAACGAGGUGCCCGCGCCCGCGCCCGCGGCGCCCAAACCGGCACCGGCGGACGAGGCGACCGCGGGUGAUACCAAGAGGAAGCGCGACGGGGAAGAGGAGGAGGAUGGGGAAGGCGGCGACCGGAAGCGGGCCAAGACGGAGGACGCACCGGAGCCGGAGCCGGAGCCGGAGCCGAUGCCGGCCCCGCGUGCGCCGUCCGCGUUCACGGGUCUCACGUCGUGCGCGCCGGAUCACGCGCACGCGCAGCCCGCGCCGCCGAUGCCGUCCGCGCUCGAGGGUACGUCCGAGAAGAGGCCGCCCGGGAAGAGCGUCGGUUGCCCAGUCGCCGCGGAGGAGGGAGAGCUCGUCGCGGCGGCGGUGUACUCCAGCGACGAUGUGUCGUACUGGGCGCCGGACGGGGAGCUGCUGCGGCGCGCGCUGGAAGGGGAGGUGAUCGCGGGGACGACGAAAUCGGCGGCGAUGUUCAAGGCGUUUGAGGAGCUGAAGGAGGUGUUCUCGUCGGCGUGA